GUGCGACUGAGGAUGGGCACAGUUACCGCACUUCACAACAUGAGGGCUGUCUACCUCCUGCUCUGCCUCGCUCUGGCUCGCUGCGCCUCGGCCAGCAUCUUCCGCCACCAGCUGCGCCCUCACACGGACAGUCUGAUUGUCCAGCCGCUCGACUACGUGGACCAGUACCAGCAGCAUGCCAAGGAAACCAAAAUGCACCUCCGAGGACCAGUCUCCUCCUCGGAAGAGACCAAGGAACGCAUCAGCUACGACGACUUGAACGACUACGCUUCCCCACUGCGAUCCGGCGACAGAAACUGGAAUUCCCCGCUGUUCUCCGCAAUGAUAACACCGGGAGAGCCGAUACCUUUCGGUGACGUUAUAUCCUGGCACGGCGUCGAAAUAGCGACUGGAGCGAAAUCACUCGUCAAGGACAAGAAAGACAUCGAACGAAUUUUCAACAACGCCUACAACAAUAUGCAACACCUGAGCGAGGAGGACAAGAAGAAGAUUCACGAAACUUUCGAAACGACCACCUUAACCGCCAAUGAAGAUGUCCACUUAAACGCUACGCAACUGAUCAAGAAACACGGAUACGGAGUAGAAGAGCACGUCGUGAAAACCGACGACGGUUACUUCCUCACCCUGUUCCGCAUUCUGCCGAGACAAGUAUCCCUUGAAGAGAAACCGCGUCCAGUUGUGUUCCUCAUGCACGGAUUCCUGGGCAGCGCUGAUGAAUGGCUACUAAAUGGUCCAGAGAAAUCCCUCGCCUAUUUACUGUCGGAAGCCGGAUACGACGUAUGGCUCGGCAACGUUCGAGGAACCACAUACUCCCGCCGUCACGUCAGCAAGCACGAAUCUCACCCCGACUUCUGGCACUUCAGCAUCGACGAAAUCGCCCUCCACGACUUGCCCGCCAUGAUAGACUACACCCUCAAGACUACGGAACAAAAGAAGCUGCACUACGUCGGUUACUCUCAGGGCUCCACAGUAUUCUUCGCUUGGGUCGCAACCCAUCCUGAGGUCAGAGACAAGAUCGUAUCGAUGCACGCUCUGGCACCGAUGGUCUACAUGACUAACGUACGCAGUCCUCUGAUAAGGAUGAUAUCACCGGCCAGCCGCUUCUACGAGCGUAUUGCACAGGAACUAGGACACGGAGAGUUCAAACUUAGCAAGGAGCUCAUUCAAACUGUCGGAGGAGACAUGUGUGAAAAGGAAAUCGGAUGCAAGCACGUGUGCUCGAACGUAAACUUCGUAAUGACCGGCGUUGAUACCGCUGGAAUAGACACAGAACUGAUCCCCGUGAUCGUAAGCCACUUGCCCGGCGGAGCGUCAACGAGACAGAUCAAACAGUUCGGGCAGGCUGUGUCGUCGCACGAGUUCAGGAAGUACGACUACGGCAUUGACAUUAACAAGAAGAUCUACGGUCUCCGCCAUCCGCCUAAGUACAACAUGACUGAAGUGAAAGUCCCGGUGAGCCUUUACUACAGCGAAGAGGACUGGCUUGUGCAUCCCAAGGACGUAGAGAGGCUGCAGAAGGAGUUACCUGACGUAAGAGGAACCUUCAAAGUUUCGGAGAAACACUUCAGCCACAUGGACUUCCAAUUCUCUAAGAAAGCCCCCGAGGUUGUCUACAAGUGGCUGAUCGAAUCUAUCAAGAAGACCAAAACUUAUUAGAUCGUAAUUAAUAUUAUUUAUAAACUGUUUUAGCAUAAUGUACUUGUAUUAGACCAAUUGUAAUUUAAAGCUCGCAUUAUAUUUAUCCGUCCAUCGAAUAAAAAAGAUUUUCAUGCCUAUUA
Molecule: messenger RNA, 1778 nt
Organism: Pararge aegeria (speckled wood butterfly)
Lineage: Eukaryota; Metazoa; Arthropoda; Insecta; Lepidoptera; Nymphalidae
Product: lipase 3-like
Exons: 1
Coding region: 13-1656 (547 amino acids)
Source: RefSeq, a predicted model, not a curated record